UCCGGGAGCGUAGGUCUAGUGUGACGUCACGGUAGCCUAGUUGGGUUAGGUUUUACGCUGGAAAUUCUAACGAAAAAUUUUUUGUUUGACGAUUAAUGUUUUCCCCAUUGUGUCUGCUGCAUUGAACGACGUGAAGAGUUAACGCAGUGGCGAGUAAUAAUCGUAUUUCGUAAGCCGUUCGAUCGCGAGACCUCGCGCUAUCGGCGUAUAUGAGAUUUUAAACGGAAAAUGAAUCGACAUGAAGGGGUAAGUUGUGACUCCUGCUUAAAGGGGAAUUUUCGGGGUCGCAGAUACAAGUGCCUAGUGUGCUACGAUUAUGAUUUGUGUGCCAGCUGUUAUGAAGGAGGUGCUAGUACUACACGCCACCACACUGAUCACCCUAUGCAGUGUAUACUUACUAGAUCUGACUUUGAAUUAUAUUAUGGUGGAGAGGGAGUAAGUAUAGAGCAGCCACAAUCCUUAACUUGUCCUUAUUGUACAAGAAUGGGUUUCACUGAGGCUACAUUACAAGAACAUGUUGCUGCAGAGCACUCAGAUAUUACUUUUGAUGUUGUUUGUCCAGUAUGUGCAUCUAUCCCAGGAGGAGAUCCUAAUAAUGUGACUGAUGAUUUUGCGGGUCAUUUGAGUUUAGAGCAUCGUAGCGGACCAAGAGACCUGAUUUCUCUUCUAGAUGAACCACCUCCUAAUAGAUAUAACAGUAGACGGAUAACGCAUCCAUCUAGAGCUGUUGGUGGACCACGAACUCGCAGGUCCAAUAUGCAUUUCAGUUCGUCCGGGGGAUUGAGUCCGAGUAGUCGAGAAAGUAUAGAUCCAAUUGCAGAGUUACUCUCUCAAUUAUCUAGUGUUCGUAGAAGUGGUGGAGGAACUGGUCAAGGUUCAUCAGCACCCUCACAAUUACAACAACUACAAAUGCAGCUACAGUUGGAACGACAACAAGUUAGAGCUGCUAGGCAACAAUUGGAGCGGUUACCGAGGAGGCAGCCUCAGGUACUUGGUUCUGCAAGCUGUGGAGGAAUUAUUAGCGGAAGUGGUCAUUCUACUACUAUGACCAGUGUCGUAGCGAAUAGUACGAGUAGUAACAAUAAUACAACUAAUGUGGCGAACCCGUCCGGCGUAUCAUCUACCAAUUCACAGAGCUACAUGUUUCUUUUGCCAAAAUGCAUUACCAGUACUCUCACUGACUCACAGUUGCAAAAUAUUGAACGUGAAAGUGCAAAUAGGAGCCUCUUUACACGCGAACUUAUUCUUGGAACGCUUUCCCAAACAUUGCCGGAGUUACUACAGCAACAAUCUGUAGUACAAACACCAGUAUCAAGUGCAACUACUGCCACAACCAGUCCUGAAACACCAAAUGCUAAUACUUCCACAGUUUCUAUGAAAAAAUUAAGUUUAACUCAAGAAGCAAAAAGGGAUCAAACAAUGAGUAAACACGUAACUCAAACGUCUACGCAACAAUCGCAUACUGUUCAGUCUACUGCUGGCAGUGGGGGAACCGGUCUUCAAAGUCAAGGAUUGCCUCCAAAUUCUAAUAACCUUGCAUCACAAAAUACACCAAUGGUUCAAACACUGAUGCAUAGCGUGUUACCACAGCCAUUGGUAUUGCAGCAAUCACUGCCGCCACCAAUUAGCAGAACUAUCAGAGAACCGAUAGUAACCCCAGCACCAGCGUACCUUAGAGGUGGGGUCGGUCCAGUUGGCGUAACAGGUCCUUCGCGUAGGAAGCCGGUUAGGGCUGUAGAUGGCAGAAACCAAUCUACGGAACCUCCGCCCCCACACUAACCCCUCCUUAGCCCGUACUCACCCACCCUGAUUCCUCACAGGACCCUCUAGCACUAGUCCUAGCACUGUUUAGAACACCUCAUCAUUAUUGUUAUUAUUAUAAUAUUAUAUAUUAAUAAUUAUUCAAAUGCCCUCCUCCUCACCCUCCCUAUCUUAUCAUUUUCCGAAAUUCUAAUCUCGCCAUCUUUCGUCUUAAUGUGACAUGGAACAAGGGCAAGGGCUGAUUCGCCGAUACAUGCAAAUAAUGUAAAUAACUCACUUCUUGCAGUCAUACACGCUCCUCGUACACGCUCCUCAGUGAGUCUUGCCACGUUCUAUAUCGAUUUAUUAUAACCGUUUACAAUAAGUUGAUCGAGAAUAGGGACUGGCAGGUAAAAAAAAAAAAAAAAAAAAAGAAAAAAGAAAAAAACAAAUGAAAGAAAACAAUGUAACAGAAAUAAUAAUAUUAGUGUUUCGUAUUUGGUGGCUGUAUAGGCUAGUUAUGAUAUCUGAUCAAUAUAAUACUCAGAAAUGUUUUGUUUGAGUGUCGGGAACAUAGAAACUUGAUUAAUUUACCAAACGCACUGUGCCCGUCAUACGCACCAGUUUAUUAUGUUCAAUUUGAACUGGUUAAAUUGUAUCAAUGUAUCAUGUAUCUUUAAUAUACGAAUAUGUUUUACACGUGGAGAUAAAUCGCUGCUUGGGUUGGUCCGUUUCUAUUUAAGGAGUCUUAAUUGUCGGACGAGUAUUUUAAAACAGCAGUGGACAAACGCUUUUUAACUUACAUACUUUAUAAAAAUAUGAAAUUACGCGUGUAUCAAUGCAUUAUUAGAGAGAAAGACUAGAAAAAGUAUUCUACCAAGAAAGCAAUUCUAAUUAAUGAAAUCAUGUCAAAAGGAUGUUUGAGUGGUCAUCGAAAUAAAAUUGGCGGACCAUCCCUUGACAGUUUCUUAGAAAUCGGGAUUUGAAAAUGGAGAGAUUAGACUAGGUCUUAACACAUCGAUUAAUAAUAUCUAAAUCGUUUUCUCUAUUAAAAUGUAACUGUAUCUUCUUAAAGUAUUCCUUAGAAAUCCUUUUCUUUUUUGUUGGUGUUUUGAAUUUACAUAUGUUUUGGAACUAAUGUCACAUAUGUCUUCUUCUUUUUUUUUUUUUUUCUUUUAAUUCUCGUUAAUCUGAUCACUCCAUUUUACGAUGCGAAAUAAAAUAAUUAUUUGUAUGCGUGUUUUAUUUGACGGUAAUACAGCCGUUACUGAUUGAUAAGCUAGAAAUCAUGCGCUAUAUGGAGAGAAAACAAAACGAGAAUGUGUAUCUGCUUUCUUUUUUUCUUUUCUUCGAAUCGAUCGAUUUGAAAAAUUACAAUAUAGAAAUGUUCAUAUUUUUCUUUUAUUCAACAAGUAUAAAAGCAAACAAUGCAUCAACUAUGUGCGUAUGACGCACGCAAAUGCAUUAGAAAUUCGUUCAAUGAUUCUACUUAGAGUAGAAGUAUAAUUUUCAAACUGCUCGUAAAAACGAGUGAUAAUUAUUUUUCGAUUUUUCUUCAAUCUUGUUUCUAUCUUUCUCUCUUUUUCUUUUCAAUUUCUCGUGUACAUUUCGUAUUGUAAUUAAUUUCCCUUGCAUUACCUUCUCAUCUUAUGUUACAUGAUUUUGUGGGUGUAUCUGCAAGAUGUGGAUAAAAACCAGGUAAAAAAAAAACACAAUACAUAUACAUAUAUGCAUAUAUAAAACUUGUAAAAAAUUAUACAAAAUAUGUAGCGUGUGAUUUUUCAAUUUCUUUCUUUAUUUCUUUGUUCUUUUUGUUUUGUCUUAUAACUCUAACUUGUUCUGACGUCCAAGGGGGAAUACUGAAAUUCAGCUAAUUAUAUCAUCAACAAUGGUGUUAAACGGACAAGAGACAUUUUUUGUGCUUUCCCGUUUCCUUGGAUCUUUCGUUCAGUUCUCGGCUAAAUAAUUGUUGCUCGCACCUAUUUCCAGCUAGUUACACAGCCUAUUUUGUGAUGUGUGAAUUAGAGGCAAUGCAUAAAAUAGAAGAUAAACGAUGUGAAAAUAAAGAAAAAAUUGAAGCAUACCGAUUGCCUUAACGCGAAGUUGCCCGAUGAACGAAAAGGAUUCAAAAUUCUGCCUUUUCGCGGAACGCGCGUUUAAGUCGAAAAAGUCUUUUGCACGUGGUAUCAUCAAUAAAAAAAAUAAAAAAAAACAAAAAAAAAUGCUGUAUACUUUGUCUAAAUUGAAUAAAUUUACUGCAAUCAACGCGCAUGUCUCGAUGAAACUGAUGUGCUAGUUAUUUUUGCAAAUUUUUACACAAAUUCGUAAGCGUACAAUCUUAGAACGAAGCAAGACUCCACGCACGUCUAACGGUUAACUUAAAAAAAGAAAAAGAAAGACUAAAAGAGUGUAUUGAAUAAUUUCUUCAUAUAUAAAAUCGCAAAAGUACUUUUAUUCCUUUAAUUUUUUGUCUUAAUACUCGACACUGCAAGCUUACGUUUCCCUUGUUUCCACGUCACUUCGGAAAUUGUAAGAUCUUGGAUUUUGUACAUGCUCUACGAUUAAUGUUAUUCUUAUUAUUUUAAUCGUUAUUACGUACUAUACGAUGUAACAAGGGUAUACCUAAACACAAUUGCGAAAGGUAUCGAGGGACAAUGUAAACGCCUGUUCGAAUAGUCGAAUGCUAUAUUAAUAUUGUUAUACUUUUAUUUUAAUUUUUUGUUCUGGUUUUUGUCACUUUCAUUUUGAAAUUUCAGCAUAAUCUUAACAAAAGCUUUUUACAUUAUAUAUAAUAUAUAACAUAUAUUACAAUAUAUUUAUUCAUAAGAACGAAAGGAUGCCUCGGAGUAUCGUCGUAUGUUUCUCCUAAUCUUUCUUCUUCUUUCUAUUUUGCAAAUCGCAUCUGUACGUGUGUCGUUUAAGUAGUUUUGGUUAUUUCAAAAUUCCAUAGACAUAGAUAAACCGAAAGUUUAGUUAAUCUGGUAUGUAAAUUGUACUAGAGAAUUAAAAGGGUUCUUGAUAAAACAAGCUUUGUACGCUUUCUACAAGGUAAUCGACGAUCCUCCUGGAUAUCCUUUUUUUGCAGGAAGGAAAUUAAAUGUUCGGAAGACAAAAAAAAAAAAA
Messenger RNA from Osmia lignaria (orchard mason bee), 4863 nucleotides. RefSeq names its product Potassium channel modulatory factor 1. The record is from RefSeq and is a predicted model, not a curated record. Gene Ontology annotation, biological process: synaptic signaling. Gene Ontology annotation, molecular function: zinc ion binding. NCBI's taxonomy places the organism in Eukaryota, Metazoa, Arthropoda, Insecta, Hymenoptera, Megachilidae. Gene Ontology annotation, cellular component: plasma membrane.